Molecule: messenger RNA, 4957 nt
Organism: Coregonus sp. 'balchen'
Lineage: Eukaryota; Metazoa; Chordata; Actinopteri; Salmoniformes; Salmonidae
Source: the annotation of a GenBank genome assembly
GUUUCCUUCACAGCUGAGGUCAAGCUGUCAUAAGUCGCCGACUCGCAAGCCCGACAAAACGGUCUAAAACAUGAAGAUCUGGACCUCCGAACACAUAUUCAAGUGAGUAAUUUAUUAAUUUAAUUAACAAUGAUUUAGAAAGUGUUCAUUUUAAAUACGCUUGAUAUUGCGUUAUAUAGCUGGCUUAUUUAAGUUUGUAGCUAGCUAGCAGCCACCGUUAGCUCUUUGACUUUAGCCAGCUAGCCUGCUGCCAUUACAAGUCAAUGAGUGUUAGUUAGAGCAGCUAACGUUAUAGCUAGCAAGCAACACAUCAAACUCUGUCCAUUGCUGUAGCUAACUAUUGUUGAAAUCGAUGGCUUCUACGAAUGGCUAUCGAGAAAACAGCUAGCCUUAAUUGUACCAUUAACGUUACUGAACAGGAUUUUUAACUAACCAGACGAAUAAUACUAGCUAGCUAACGCUGCAAGUUAGCAACAUUACAAGUAACUAACUAACUAUGUCAAUGCAUUCCAGCCGAAGUAUCCAGUGGUCGAACUUGCUAACUGUCAGAAUGUCACGGGAUUUGGGUGAUUGGCCUGUACUUGUGUAAAGUCAUACGAAUUCAUUAUGUUCUCGUAACCUGCUAUGAAAAAGUCAGCUACGACCGGAAGUGAAUCGAAAUGUCGUUAAAGGUGUGUUUCUCAUUACGUAACAGUCACUGAUGUAUAAUGAGAACAGCAACAAUCCAAGCCAACAUGGAAGGAAAGCUAAAACAUGGCAACAGUAAACAUGUCGUACCCCGCAAGUGAUGUAGCCCUUGGCCCAAUUGAGAUAUAGUGUGAUAUAGCCCCGUGUAGCUCAGUUGGUAGAGCAUGGCGUUUGCAACGCCAGGGUUGUGGGUUCGAUUCCCACGGGGGGCAGUAUGAAAAAUGUAUGCACUCACUAACUGCAAGUCGCUCUGGAUAAGAGCAUCUGCUAAAUGACUAACAUUUAAAUUAAUUACUAGCUCCCACCAAUCGGUGUAAUUGUGUAUUUGCCGGAUCUCUGGCUAGACGCAUCGUUCACCCAAGUUUCCUAAAUUGUCCCAGUGCUGUCUGAAAACGCAGAGACCAGGCUUUGUUGAAUUCAGCUCCGACUACAUCGAUUCGCCCAAGGUCAAUACUUCAAAAAAAUGGAAAUUAUUUAAGGCUUACCUUGUACAUAUGUUUAUCCUCUCUAGUUGCGUGUCUUUCUUUGAUUGCUGAAAUCCAUACUUUUUAAAAUAAACAUUCAUCAAAUACAACCACUGACUGUCAUCAUUGCUGUUGCUCUAAGAUGGCAACUCAGCGCAAAUGCGCAUGUGCCAAUUGAAUCUCAACAAGGAAACAGUCGAUGGUUGUAUUUGGUUAACGUUUAUUGAUAAAGUAUGGAUUUCAGCAAAGAAAGGCACGCAACUACAGAGGACAAACAUGGGUACAAGGUUAACGUUUCAUUUUUUUAUUUGUCUUUUUGGAAGUAUUGACCUUGGGCUAAUCAAUCUAGUCAGAACUGAAUUCCCCAAAGCCUGGUCUCUGCUCCACUCCAUUGUUGGAGUUCAUCAGUAACUUCCUUCACCGUGCAGUUUAGUCAGAUAAAAAAUGUCAGGACAGGUUUUCAAAUGAGUUCAUUUUGGUGCAUGCCAGGAUGUCCGCAUGAUAACAUUAUGAUAUGCACACAUUAUGAUAGUAUUACAGUAAUAUUGAUUUCCUGUGUUGUCCCCCCACAGCCACCCAUGGGAGACGGUGACCAAGGCGGCAAUGCAGAAGUACCCCAACCCGAUGAACCCUGGCGUGGUAGGGGUGGAUGUGUUGAACAGACACGUGGACACACAGGGCCGGCUAUACAGCAACAGACUGCUCAGCACAGAAUGGGGACUUCCCUCCUUGGCCAAGACUGUAAGUCCUCAGCACACUGGAUGCCUGUCUCCAAUAUUGCCACUGAUACGAUUCUCCUGAAAAGUGCAUUGCAGGUCACCAGUCCCAAUGCAGAUACAUUGUCUUUUAACUGCUGUAGAUAUCGAUGUACUUUACUUUGCUGCACACACAACAAUCCAAAUCCAUUGCAUUUAUCAGAAGUUGACUGUACAAAUGUUGACAAAUUCAAUCAGAGCAGUUAGGUUUAGUUCAGGGGCUAAGUCGGUAUGUGUAGGCUUGCUGUUAGACUAGCCAAAAUAUUGAAUGAUGCUCAUUCUGGGGAAGUGGGUAAUGCUCAGAACAGUUCGCUAUCUUUACAGCUCUGUGGUAAUUACAUGAUUGGGCACUGCCAUGACCUCAGCUCUGCUACUUUACUGAAGGCUGUCUCAGCUAGAAGGCCCACUGGUGUUGUGUAAUCAAGACAGCAUGAAGUUGUUGGGUAAAUGUUUCUCAAACCUUGAAACUUGUAAGUCAACAUAUCUGAGGAUGUAUUGUUUUGUCAGUGAUGUCAAACAUAUCACUGACAGUGAUGUCAUUGUCUUUUAUCCCAGCUCAUUGGUAUAACACGAACAAACACAUACAUCCAGGAACAUUCGGUGGUGGACCCCAAGAAAAAAACCUUUGAGCUGCAAUCUACAAAUGUGAGUUCACAUGUGUUGUCGGAUGUAUACUGAACAAAAAUAUAAACGCAACAUGCAACAAUUCCAAAGAUUUUACUGAGUUACAGUUGAUAUAAGGAAAUCAGUCAAUUGAAAUAAAAUCAUUAGGCCUUAAUCUAUGGAUUUCACAUGACUGGGAAUACAGAUAUGCAUCUGUUGGUCACAUAUAUCUUUAAAAAAGGUAGGGGCAUGGAUCAGAAAACCAGUCCGUAUCUGGUGUUUCCACCAUUUGCCUCAUGCAGCGCAACACAUCUCCUUCGCAUAAAGUUGAUUAGACUGUUGAUUGUGGCCUGUGUAAUCUUGUCCCACUCUUCAAUGAUUGUGCGAAGUUGCUGGAUAUUGGCAGGAACUUGAACACGCUGUUGUACAUGUCGAUCCAGAGCAUCCCAAACAUGCUCAAUUGGUGACAUGUCUGGUGAGUAUGCAGGCCAUGGAAGAACUGGGACAUUUACAGCUUCCAGGAAUUGUGUACAGAUCCUUGCGACAUUGGGCCGUGCAUUAUCAUGCUGAAACAUGAGGCGAUGGCGGCGGAUGAAUGGCACGACAAUAGGCCUCAGGAUCUUCUCACGGUAUCUCUGUGCAUUCAAAUUGCCAUCGAUAAAAUGCAAUUGUGUUUGUUGUCCAUCGCUUACGCCUACCCAUACCAUAACCCCACCGCCACCAUGUGGCAUUCUGUUCACAAUGUUGAUAUCAGCAAACCACUCGCCCAUACGACGCCAUACACGCCGUCUGCCAUCUGCCCGGUAGAGUUGAAAUCGGGAUUCAUCCGUGAAGAGCACUUUUCUCCAGCAUACCAGUGGCCAUCGAAGGUGAGCAUUUGCCCAUUGAGGUCGGUUACGACGCCGAACUGCAGGCAGGUCAAGACCCUGGUGAGGACAACGAUCAUGCAGAUGAGAUUCCCUGAUACGGUUUCUGACAGUUUGUGCAGAAAUCCUUCGGUUGUGCAAAUCCACAGUUUCAUCAGCUGUCCGGGUGGCUGGUCUCAAGAUGAUCCCGCAGGUGAAGAAGCCAGAUGUGGAGGUCCUAGGCUGGCGUGGUUACACAUGGUCUGCGGUUGCGAGGCCGGUUGGACGUACUGCCAAAUUCUCUAAAAUGACAUUGAGUGAAGCUGAUGACAGAGAAAUUUACAUUCAAUGAUCUGGCAUUCAAUUCUCUGGCAACAGCUCUGGUGGACAUUCCUGCAGUCAGCAUGCCAAUUGCACACUCCCUCAACUUGAGACAUAUGUGGCAUUGUGUUGUGUGACACAACUGAUUUCAGACUGGCCUUUUAUUGUCCCCAGCACAAUGUGCACCUGUGUAAUGAAAAUGCUGUUUAAUCAGCUUCUUGAUAUGCAACACCUGUCAGGUGGAUGGAUGAUAUUGGCAAAGGAGAAAUGCUCACUAACAGGGAUGUAAACAAAUUUGUGCAAAACAUUUGAGAGAAAUAAGCUUUUUGUGCCUAUGGAACAUUUCUGUGAUCUUUUAUUUCAGCUCAUGGGACCAACACUUUACAUGUUGCAUUUAUAUCUUUGUAAAGUGUACAUUUGUGGAUAGUGUAGCUAACUCCACCUUUCAGCCCUAUAAACUGACAUUGAUGCACUUUCCUCUGCUUUCAGAUUUCAUGUACUAACAUAGUAUCUGUGGACGAGAAGUUAACAUACAGGCCGCAUCCGCAGGAUCCCGAAAAGUAAGUAAUUUUUUGUUGUUGUUGAUGGUUUGAUUUAAAGGUUAAAUACAGCAGAAUUCAUAAAUAGGUUUUAGUUUCACAGCUUAGUUUUUUCUUCUUCUGUUUAUCCUUAUGUUUAGGACCAUACUGACACAAGAGGCACUUAUCUCUGUAAAAGGAAUUAGUCUGAGCAGUUACCUAGAGGGGCUCAUGGCCAAAACCAUCUCAGCAAACGCAGGCAAAGUAAGUCCUCACUUUACACCUGCAGCCUGGAUGGAAUAUUUGAGUGGAAAUAGUAUGAGAUAAAACAAGCUUAUCCAUGUAUGGCCAUGUUCAGCCCAUCACUUCCCCAUUUGUGUUGUGUUCAGGGACGAGAGGCGAUGGAGUGGGUCAUCAGGCGGUUAAACACUGAGAUCGAGGAGCUGGCAGCAACGGCACAAGCCACAAUCCGCAUCCCCAUGGCAGCCGCAGUCACAGAGAAAUGAUCAACCGCCAUCUCAAUGGACCUCAGACAUUUCCCCUGAAAAGGGAGACCACCCCCCCUAAUCUUCCAGCACAGCCGCCUCCUGUAUUGGCCCACUGUUUUUCUGUCACAAGAACGCAUCCUUCCCUCAGCGGACUGCCCAUACAAGCAGGGUGCACGCUGUUCGGUACACAGAGUGAAGCUGAUGACAGCAUGCAGCGUUCGUAACCAAGUGGGAGGUGGGAAUUUACCAGUUGUGAGGUCUUAAAUACAUUUACAU